AUGCCUUCCCAAAAACCUGAAGAACGUGGCGAGUCCUCAAACUCUGUCACAAAGGCAGCUCUUGCGGCUUCUAGUAAUGGCGCCCCAAAUUACGAACUUCCAUGGGUGGAAAAGUACCGACCAGUCUUUCUCGACGAUGUUGUCGGCAACACAGAAACAGUCGAGCGACUAAAGAUCAUCGCUAGAGAAGGAAACAUGCCGCAUGUCAUCAUCUCGGGUAUGCCAGGUAUUGGAAAAACCACCAGUGUUCUCUGUCUGGCACGGCAACUAUUGGGUGAAUCGUACAAGGAGGCGGUCCUGGAACUCAAUGCCAGUGACGAGCGAGGUAUCGAUGUCGUCCGAAACCGAAUCAAGGGUUUUGCCCAAAAGAAAGUCACUCUCCCCGCUGGCCGCCAUAAACUCGUCAUCCUCGACGAAGCCGAUAGCAUGACAUCGGGUGCUCAACAAGCCCUCCGACGAACUAUGGAGAUUUACUCGAACACGACACGAUUCGCUUUCGCCUGCAACCAGUCCAACAAGAUUAUCGAGCCUCUACAAUCGCGAUGCGCCAUCCUACGAUACGCCAAGUUGACGGACGCCCAGGUCGUGAAACGACUAAUGCAAAUCAUUGAGGCUGAAAAGGUCGAAUACAGUGACGACGGUUUGGCUGCACUGGUUUUCAGUGCCGAGGGAGAUAUGCGACAAGCCAUCAACAACCUUCAGUCUACGUUUGCUGGUUUUGGCUUUGUUUCAGGAGACAACGUCUUCAAGGUUGUCGACUCGCCUCACCCGAUCAAGGUGCAGGCGAUGCUGAAGGCUUGCUACGAAGGCAAUGUUGACUCUGCACUUGAUACACUUCGAGAGCUUUGGGACCUGGGUUAUUCGAGCCACGAUAUCAUUAGCACUAUGUUCAAGGUCACGAAGACUAUCCCCACCCUGAGCGAGCAUUCAAAGCUGGAGUUUAUCAAGGAGAUCGGCUUCACACAUAUGAAGGUCCUCGAAGGCGUGCAGACAUUGCUUCAGCUCAGUGGGUGCGUUGUUCGCUUAUGCAAGAUCAACAUGGAUCCCAACCGCUUUCGGGUUUAA
This is a messenger RNA of Fusarium coffeatum, 1065 nucleotides long. RefSeq lists its product as uncharacterized. The transcript is spliced from 3 exons. The coding region runs from base 1 to 1065 and encodes 354 amino acids. The record is from RefSeq and is a predicted model, not a curated record. Gene Ontology annotation, molecular function: ATP binding; DNA binding; ATP hydrolysis activity. Gene Ontology annotation, biological process: DNA-templated DNA replication; DNA repair. Gene Ontology annotation, cellular component: DNA replication factor C complex; nucleus; Elg1 RFC-like complex. Lineage: Eukaryota; Fungi; Ascomycota; Sordariomycetes; Hypocreales; Nectriaceae.